CUAGCCGAUCACCUCCUCCUUCCUUUGAUGUAUUUGUUGAUUUGUUCUGUUAUUAUUGGUUCCCUGUUGCGUGCUCUUCACCCAGCAGGUCUUACCCUCCCUUUAAAAUCUAAGAACGGCUGUGUAAUGCCAGCAUGAGUGUAGCCGUGUGCUGCUGCUGUUCCAUCGUUAAGUGCCCAAUUUUCAGCCUACCUAGUUGUUCGCGCGCUUCUACGGCUUUGGAUUCUUUCCGUUUGGAAUCGUCAUCCCCUAACAAACAGCGGCAAACUUACCCUUCUUUGCUUAUGAUCAGGUUUUUAGAUCAUAGUCUCUUUCAUAAUUUUCCAUAUUGCCGUACAAAAGCAGUUGUGGAUUUCCGUCAUCAUCAUCUGGCGUGCCUGCCCGAAACGGUUGAAGGCAACAAACCAACGCACGACGACAAUGAUGGAGACGAUGAGGUGAGGGGCCAGAAACCUCAACUGGUUGCCAGGACACUCCAAAUGAUUCUGCCCAGAAGAAUUGCGUCGGUGGUAAAAGAAGUCAUUCCCCAAGAAAAUUUGGCGAUUCUUACAGCCUGUGUCGUUGGUCUCUUCACUGGCCUCGCCGUUGUGCUAUUCAACAACACAGUGCAUAACAUACGGGACUUUUUCUGGGAUGGGAUUCCUUCUCAUGGUGCUUCAUGGUUGAGGGAGGAGCCUAUUGAAAAAAUUUGGAAACCAGUAAUAUUGGUACCUGUUUGUGGAGGUGUGAUUGUAAGCUUGUUGAACAAUAUAGUAGAAGCUCUUGACAUCCCUUCAGAAGAAAUUCUGUCGAGUCAUUUGAAGGCUGUGUUGAGACCAUUUUUGAAAGCUGUGGCGGCUUCUGCCACCCUUGGGACAGGGAAUUCAUUGGGACCAGAAGGUCCCAGUGUUGAAAUUGGUGCAUCUAUAGGCAAGGGGGUCAGUAAUUUGUUUGAGAGCAGUAGUGAAAGAAGGCUUUCUCUUGUGGCUGCGGGUUCAGCAGCUGGAAUCUCAUCAGGGUUCAACGCUGCUGUUGGUGGUUGUUUUUUUGCCGUGGAAUCAGUACUAUGGCCAUAUCCACCAGGUUCAUCCACAUCGCUUACAAAUACAACUUCUAUGGUGAUAAUCAGUGCAGUUGUAGCUUCUGUAGUGUCAGAAAUUGGCCUAGGUUCUGAACCAGCAUUCAAGGUCCCAGUAUAUGAUUUUCGUUCUCCAAGUGAACUUCCACUGUAUCUUUUGCUGGGUGUCCUAUGUGGAUUUGUCUCGUUGACCUUGUCUUGGUGCACAUCAUACAUGCUGACAGCUAUUGAUCAUGUUCACAAGGCCACAGGGAUAUCUAAGUCCAUGUUUCCUAUACUGGGUGGUUUUUCUGUUGGCCUGACAGCCUUAAUGUACCCUGAGAUUCUUUACUGGGGCUUUGAGAAUGUCGACAUUUUAUUAGAAUCACGACCAUAUGUGAAAGGCCUGCCUGCUUACUUAUUGCUUCAGUUGGUAGGCAUCAAGAUAGUAGCAACUUCCUUUUGCCGGGCUUCUGGAUUAGUGGGAGGUUAUUAUGCCCCAUCUCUUUUCAUUGGUGCAGCAACAGGCAUGGCUUAUGGGAAAUUUGUUAGUUAUGCAGUCUCCCUGUUGGAUCCGGUAUUUCACCUCUCCAUCUUAGAAGUGGCAUCACCUCAAGCAUAUGGCCUGGUGGGGAUGGCUGCAACCCUGGCAGGAGUGUGUCAGGUACCUCUUACUGCAGUUCUCCUCUUAUUUGAGCUGACACAGGAUUAUCGAAUAGUUCUACCCCUACUGGCUGCAGUGGGGUUGUCUUCAUGGAUUGCAUCUGGACAGACAGGGGAAAGGAGUUCUGACGACAAGAUAGCCUUCUUAGAAGGAAAGGCUGGCAUGAGAGAACAACCUGAAAUAACUCCUUUGGAUUCAAGUAUUCUGUCUUCUGGUUCUUCACUUGCUGGGGAAGUAUCUCCUCAAACCAACAUGUGUGAAUUUGAGAGUUCACUCUAUCCAGAUGACUCUGUUAUUGAACCCAAAGAUUUAAUAGCAAGGAUUUUUGUUUCACAAGCCAUGCGAACAAGAUACGUGUGCAUCCUGAUGAGCACUUUGCUAACAGAUACAGUGACACUCAUGCUUGCAGAGAAACAGUCUUGUGCAAUGAUCGUCAAUAAUGACAACUUCCUGAUUGGAUUCCUAACUCUUAGAGACAUUCAAGAGUUCAGCAGAUUAGCUGAAAUAAGAAAUGGGCAGACUGAGGUUGAAAAGCUUCCAGUAUCUGAAUUAUGCCGCUUGAAUGGUGGGAAAUGUAGUGUUCUUUGGACAGCAACGCCAGACAUGAAUCUUCUCUCUGCACUUAAAUUGAUGAAUAAGCAUGGUGUGAAUGAACUUCCAGUUGUUUCAGAACAUGUGGAAGAUUACAGUGGAUACCCAAUUGGUCUUUUGGACAGAGAAAGUAUCAGUCUCACUUGCAGGCAUUCUUACCAACUUCUCUUAUUGGUGUUUGAUAGAAUUACAAUGUGUAUUCCUGCUUUCUCUUUUUUGUAGUGGUAAUUUGAGUUUGGCCACUUAUAAAAGAAAGCAUUGUGCCCUACCUGUUUCUGUUCCUCUGACAG
Molecule: messenger RNA, 2581 nt
Organism: Telopea speciosissima
Lineage: Eukaryota; Viridiplantae; Streptophyta; Magnoliopsida; Proteales; Proteaceae
Product: chloride channel protein CLC-e
Exons: 7
Coding region: 135-2513 (792 amino acids)
Biological process (GO): chloride transport; transmembrane transport
Cellular component (GO): chloroplast thylakoid membrane
Molecular function (GO): voltage-gated chloride channel activity
Source: RefSeq, a predicted model, not a curated record